GGGCGCCGGCUGCGCAUCUGGUUCCGCUUCCUCCGCCGCGGGGAAGUGAAAGCGCGGGGAGGGCGCCGCGGUCGGCGCCCGGCAGCCCGGCGGGGCAGGGGCGGGCGCGCAGGUGUGCGGCGGGCGUCCCCCCCGGCCCCCCGGCCCCCCGGCCCCGCGGUUCCCGCAGCAGCUCCCGGCCGGGGCGGCCGCGUGGGGCCAGGGCCGGGGCCUGGCCGGGCGGGGAGGGCAUGGGGCGGGGGGGGGAGCGCUGCGGGAAGGCGGAGGAGGGGCCGCGCGCCGGGACCGCCGCCCCCGGCCCGGCCCCGGCGGUCCCCCCGCCGCGCGCCCUCGGGCCGACUUCCGCCCGCGCAGCUUCCCCUCCCGGGUUUCGGGAAGUCCCCUCCCUUCCCCUCCGCGGCGCCCCACGCCUCCAGUCCUCCGCUGCAGCCACCCACCGAGCUGCGCCCCAGCUCUGCGCCCUGGGGCUCGGGGACCCCCGGGGCCCCCACUCUCGGGUUGGGCCAUGGCGGCAGGUGAGAACACAGUCGCUCCAGGCCCGUGGGGCUCCCGUCUCCCUCCCUGGGCUCCGCGGAGGAGGGCAGACGGCUCUGGACCCAACUUCAGGAUCGUGGAGAUGCAGUGAGUGAGGGGGGGGCCAUGGCGGAGGAGCGGCCCCCCCGGCUGGUGGAUUACUUCGUGAUAGCCGGGCUUUCCGGGAGCGGAGCACCCAUCCCCGAGGAGCCGUGGGUUCCCGAGCCCAGCGGGCCCCUGCGCCCUCCGCGGCCGGCUGAUCCCAUCACGGAUGUGGCGGUCAUUGCCAGGGCCCUGGGCGAGGAGGUGCCCCAGGGUUACACCUGCAUCCAGACCUCUGCUGGGGGCCACCCCUUGGAACUCAGCGCUGGGCUCCUGGGUGGAACUCAGCCCGUCAUCUGUUACCGCAGGGGCCGUGACAAGCCCCCUCUGGUGGAGCUGGGGGUGCUGUAUGAGGGGAAGGAGCGACCCAAGCCCGGCUUCCAAGUGCUAGACACGACGCCCUACAGCCACUCGGCCAAUCUAGCCCCUCCCGGCCCAGGGCACCCCCGCACCUACCUCACUUACCGGCGGGCAGCAGAGGGGGCAGGGCUGCACGCCCUGGGCAUCACUGACCUCUGCCUGGUGCUGCCCAGCAAGGGCGAGGGCACCCCUCACACCUACUGCCGACUGCCCCGCAACCUCAACCCUGGCAUGUGGGGUCCAGCGGUGCACCUGUGCUACAAGGUGGGCCUGGCCAAGGCUAACACACUGGUGUACGAGGCAGAGCUGCUGGGCCGCUACCCGGAGGAGGACAACGAGGCCUUCCCGCUGCCCGAGUCGGUGCCCGUCUUCUGCCUGCCCAUGGGGGCCACUGUCGAGUGCUGGCCUGCCCAGACCAAGUACCCCGUGCCCGUCUUUUCCACCUUCGUGCUCACGGGUGCAGCUGGAGACAAGGUGUACGGGGCUGCCCUGCAGUUCUACGAGGCGUUCCCGAGGGCCAGGCUGUCGGAGCGGCAAGCACGGGCCCUGGGCCUCUUGAGUGCGGUGGAGCGUGGCCGGGCGCUGGGAGGCCGGGCCGUGCGCAGCCGCCGCGCCAUUGCUGUGCUGUCCCGCUGGCCUGCCUUCCCGGCCUUCCGAGCCUUCCUCACCUUCCUCUACCGCUACUCCGUCUCGGGCCCCCACCGCCUGCCCUUGGAAGCGCACAUCUCUCACUUCAUUCACAACGUCCCCUUCCCCUCCCCACAGAGACCUCGCAUCCUGGUACAGAUGUCUCCCUAUGACAACCUGCUUCUCUGCCAGCCUGUGUCCUCACCCCUGCCCCUCAGUGGUGCCAGCUUCUUGCAGCUGCUGCAGAGCCUAGGCCCGGAGCUGGCCGUCACCCUGCUGCUGGCCGUGCUCACGGAGCACAAGCUGCUGGUGCACUCGCUGCGGCCGGACCUGCUCACCAGCGUCUGCGAGGCCCUGGUGUCGAUGAUCUUCCCGCUACACUGGCAGUGCCCCUACAUUCCGCUGUGCCCACUGGCGCUGGCGGACGUGCUGAACGCCCCCGUGCCCUUCAUCGUGGGCAUCCACUCCAGCUACUUCGAUCUACAUGACCCACCUGCCGACGUCAUCUGUGUGGAUCUCGACACCAACACGCUGUUCCAGACUGAGGAGAAGAAGCCCCUCUCCCCUCGGACCCUGCCCCGCAGACCCUACAAGGUUCUGCUGGCUACGCUGACACACCUCUACCAGCAGCUGGACCAGACGUACACUGGCCCCGAGGAAGAGGCGUCCUUGGAGUUCCUGCUGACGGACUACGAGGCCGUGUGCGGCCGCCGGGCCCGGCUGGAGCGCGAAGUCCAGGGAGCCUUUCUCCGCUUCAUGGCGUGUCUGCUCAAGGGCUACCGGGACUUCCUGCGCCCCCUCACCCAGGCCCCCUCCGAGGGCGCUCGAGAUGUCGACAACCUCUUCUUCUUGCAGGGUAGUCGGGGCGUCUCGGGAGGGCUGUCCGGGGGCUGGGGGUCCCGGAGCCACUUGCUUGCUCGUUCCUUCGCUCGGCAAAUGUCUCAAUGGGCACAGGCUUCCUCAAGUCCCGGGAGCGCUCCAGCCACAAGCUGUACUGCCAGCUGCUGCGCACACAGAUGUUCUCGCAGUUCAUCGAGGAGUGCUCCUUCGGCUCCGCCCGGCACGCCGCCCUGGAGUUCUUUGACUCGUGCGUGGACAAGGUGCACCCAGAGCAGGACAAGCCUGAGCCGACGCCCUUGGUGGAGCUGGAGGAGCUGUCGGGGAGCGAGCUCACCGUCUUUAUCACCCCUCCCGAGGAGCCCCCAGCACCAGAGGGCAGUGAAUCCGCCCCCCAGUACUGCUACGACGGCUUCCCGGAGCUACGGGCCGAGCUGUUUGAGUCUCCUCAGGAGCAGCCCGGGGCUCUGCCCGUGCCGGGCCCGACCCGCAGUGCCCCCAACAGCCCUGCCCCCCGCCGUACCAAACAGGCGUCCCCGCCCCAUCCAGGAGAUGAAGGUGGCCCAGCGGAUGGCACAGAAGUCGGCGGCCGUGCCCGAGCUGUGGGCCCGGUGUCUGCUGGGGCACUGCUACGGGCUGUGGUUCCUGUGUCUGCCCGCCUACGUGCGGUCGGCGCCCUCCCGCGUGCAGGCUCUGCACACGGCCUACCACGUGCUGCGCCAGAUGGAGAGCCGCAAGGUGGUGCUGCCGGACGAGGUGUGUUACAGGGUGCUGAUGCAGCUGUGCUCCCACUACGGGCAGCCCGUGCUGUCGGUGCGAGUCAUGCUGGAGAUGCGGAGGGCCGGCGUCGUGCCCAACACCAUCACCUACGGCUACUACAACAAGGCUGUGCUGGAAAGCAAGUGGCUGUCUGGUACGCCGGGCGGACGCCUGCGCUGGGCCAAGCUCCGGAACGUUGUCCUGGGGGCCGCUCAGUUCCGCCAGCCCCUGAGGGAACGGCGGCGGCGGCGGCAGCAGCAGCAGGCGGCUGCGCCAGAGGCAGGCGGCGCCCAGACAGAGCCUCGUCUGGAGCGUCACUCCCCUACCCGCCCGCUUCAGCGCCAGACCACUUGGGCUGGUCGAAGCUUUCGGGACCCAGCUUCACCCACAGGGCGCCUGGUGAAAAGCGGCAGCCUGGGCAGUGCCCGCGGGGCCCAGCCCACCGUGGAGGCCGGCGUGGCCCACAUGAUCGAGGCCUUGGGAGUCCUGGAGCCCCGGGGGUCCCCUGUACCCUGGCGAGACGGAAGCCUCUCCGACCUGAGCUUGACCGGGGAGGAGCCGGCGUCUGGGGGCAGCCCGGAGGACUCAGGCUCUGCCCUGAGCACCCAGUCCACUGAGGCCCCGGAAGGGCUGAGUGGGCGGACGCCCAAGGCUGGUGGGCGUCAGGACGAGGCCCGCACCCCCAGACGAGGGCUGGGCACCCGCCUGCAACAGCUGCUCACCCCUUCCCGCCGCCCCCCUGCCUCGCGCGGCCCCCCGCCCGAGCUGCCCCCUGACGCACCUCCCCCAGCCCGCCGCAGCCCCAUGGACAGCCUCCUGCGCCCCCGCGAGCGCCCUGGAUCCACCGCCUCUGAGAGCUCAGCCUCUCUGGGCAGCGAGUGGGACCUCUCCGAGUCUUCUCUCAGUAGCCUGAGCCUUCGCCGGUCCUCAGAGCGCCUCAGUGACACCCCUGGGUCCUUGCAGCCGCCCUCCCUGGAAAUCCUGCUGUCCAGCUGCUCCCUGUGCCGGGCCUGUGACUCGCUGGUGUACGACGAGGAGAUCAUGGCUGGCUGGGCACCUGAUGACUCCAACCUCAACACCGUCUGCCCUUUCUGCGCCUGCCCCUUCGUGCCCCUGCUCAGCGUCCAGACCCUGGAUUCCAGACCCAGGGCCCCCAGCCCCAAGCCUGCCCCUGCCAGUGGCAGCAGAGACGCUCCUGUCCCCGGGGGCCCAGGCCCUGUGCUCAGUGACCGCAGGCUGUGCCUCGCCCUGGAUGAGCCCCAGCUCUGCAAUGGGCACACGGGGGGCACCUCCCGGCGGGUGGAGGCUGGAGCCUGGGCGUAUCUGAGCCCUCUGGUGCUGCGGAAGGAGCUGGAGUCGCUGGUGGAGAACGAGGGCAGUGAGGUGCUGGCAUUGCCUGAGCUGCCGGCUGCCCACCCCAUCAUCUUCUGGAACCUCCUGUGGUAUUUCCAGCGGCUGCGGCUGCCCAGUAUUCUGCCCUGCCUGGUGCUGGCCUCCUGUGAUGGGCCCCCACCCCCCCAGGUCUCGUCCUCUGCCCGCCACCUCCUGAACCCGCCCCCUUCGUCUUGGCCCCUGCAGGCCCCGUCUCCCUGGCUGACACCUGACCCGGCGUCUGUGCAGGUGCGGCUGCUGUGGGAUGUCCUGACCCCUGACCCCAGUAGCUGCCCACCUCUCUAUGUGCUCUGGAGGGUCCACAGCCAGAUCCCGCAGCGGGUGGUAUGGCCAGGCCCCGUGCCCGCACCCCUUAGCAUGGACCUUCUAGAGUCGGUGUUGCGCUACGUUGGCCUCAGCGAAGUACACAAAGCCGUGGGGCUCCUGCUGGAAACUCUGGGGCCGCCUCCCACAGGCCUGCAUCUGCAGAGGGGCAUCUACCGUGAGAUCUUAUUCCUGACAAUGGCCGCUCUGGGCAAGGACCACAUGGACAUAGUGACCUUCGACAAGAGGUACAAGUCUGCCUUUAACAAGUUGGCCAGCAGCAUGGGCAAGGAGGAGCUGAGGCAGCGGCGGGCACAGAUGCCCACUGCGAAGGCCAUCGAUUGCCGGAAAUGUUUCGGAGCACUUCUGGAAUGCUAGGGACCCUUAAGCUUUCAUCUCCCACCUGGGGUGGGGAGGUGAGAGAGAAAGGGUUCCAGAGAUAACCUGCUUCCCUACUCCUUCCAUACAGGAGUUGGUGACGGCCUGGCAGGCAGGCCCAGCCAUAGGCACCGAGUGCAUGGGCAGCAGGAAGUGGGACCCACUGUGACCAAAAGUCACAGUCCCCUAUCUGCGGCCUGCCCAGUGUGCUCACGCUGAUGUUAUAGGAGGUGGGGGUGGCGUAGGGGAGUUGGCACAGUUCUGCUCUUCCCCAAAUUGUACCAGGAACUCUCUUCCAGGGCACCCACAGAUCUGCACUGCCCUGGUCGCGUUACAAGUUUUUGUUUUAAAAAACAACUGGAAAAAUACAGAGCUACUGAGCCUUUGCCCUGAAUGGGAGGGAGGGAUGUCAUCCCACCAGUGAUGGUUCUUCUUCCCCAGAAUUGCCGAAGUAGCCCGAGGCUCUCCGUUACACCUUCCUACCUUAGUGUUUGUAUUUUAAGUUAUUUAUUUUGGAGCCAUAGCCCCUUGCUUAGGAGGCUCUUAGGGAUGGUGAGAAAGAGAAGGGACACGGGGCACCAUGGUUCAGUGGCUUGUAGCUGCGGAAGAGGCAGGGGCCAUCUAGAGGAGCCCCAGACCCCCCUCAGGAAGAACUAAAGCCCCGUCCAGUCCAGUCCUUCCCGCCCAGGGCCCGGACCGUGCAAUAAGGGUCGUUCCUUGCAAAGUUUUGUUGGAUGUAAAUAUAGUAAAAGCUGCUUCUGUCUUUUUC
Molecule: messenger RNA, 6040 nt
Organism: Neofelis nebulosa (Clouded leopard)
Lineage: Eukaryota; Metazoa; Chordata; Mammalia; Carnivora; Felidae
Gene: DENND4B
Product: DENN domain containing 4B
Exons: 28
Coding region: 640-5271 (1543 amino acids)
Biological process (GO): regulation of Rab protein signal transduction
Cellular component (GO): cytoplasmic vesicle
Molecular function (GO): protein binding
Source: RefSeq, a predicted model, not a curated record